AUGAACCGGGUGGGGGACCCGGAGGCAAAAACAAGGCGGAGCAGGCAAGCCGCGUCUGUCCUUCUGCUCCUGUGCGUGGGGGCGAUCGGCUCGGAGACGGUGCGGUACUCGGUGCCGGAGGAAAUGGAGAGCGGGUCCUUCGUGGCUAAUGUGGCAAAGGAUGUGGGGCUGGAGCCCAGGAGCCUGUCUGCUCGCAGGGCCCGCCUGGUGUCGGACGCCGCGAGCCGGCAUUUCCAGCUGAAUGGCAAGACUGGGGACUUGCUUAUCAAAGAGAAACUGGACCGCGAGGAACUGUGCGGGCAGACGGAGCCCUGCCUUGUUCGCUUUGAGCUAGUCCUGGAGAAUCCCUUGCAGUCGUACCGGGCCGAGGUGCGGGUUACUGACAUAAACGAUCACUUUCCGUUUUUUUCCAGAGCAGAAUUCGUCUUUAAAAUGCUCGAAACGACCCCUGCUGGGUCACGGUUUCCCCUGGAGAGCGCUCAGGAUUUGGAUGUGGGAAACAACAGCCUUCAAAGCUACAGCCUUAGCUCCAAUGGGCAUUUCCAUGUACAUAUGGAGGAACAGAGCGACGGCACGAGACAUGCGGAGCUAGUGCUGGACCAAGCCCUGGACCGAGAGCAACAGCCAGAGCUUAGUUUGCUACUCACUGCCCUGGACGGCGGCUCCCCGCCGAGGUCCGGCACUGCGCAAAUCCGCGUCAUUGUCCUCGAUGCCAACGACAACCCUCCCGUUUUCUCCCGGGCCACUUACAAAGCCCAGGUUCUGGAAAACAGCCUCAGAAAUUCCCUUGUUGUUACUGUUUCUGCCACCGAUUUGGACGAGGGAAGCAACGGAGAAAUCUCCUACUCCUUCAGCCAGAAAUCCAUAGAAAGUAGCAUCGCCUUUCGUAUCAGCGCCGUGUCGGGGGAUAUGCGGCUUCUGGAAGAACUGGAUUUCGAAACGAGGAAGACCUAUGAGCUCUACAUUGAGGCCGCGGACGGCGGGGGCCUGUCGGCGCACUGCAAAGUCCUGGUGGAGGUGGUGGAUGUGAACGACAACGCGCCAGAGGUGACCCUGACAUCGCUCAUGAGCCCCAUCCCCGAGGACGCGCCCCCCGAGACGGUGGUGGCCCUGCUCAGCGUCAGGGACCGCGACUCCGGGGACAACGGGAGGGCAGCCUGCUCCAUAGAGGACGCGCUGCCCUUCUCCCUGAAGGCGACGUUCCGGGACUCGUACGCGCUGGUCACGGAGCGGGCGCUGGACCGCGAGAGCGUGUCGGAGUACAACAUCACGAUCGUGGCGCGGGACCAGGGCGCCCCCAGCCUGUCCGCCGAGCAGAGGAUCAGGGUGAGAGUGUCCGACAUCAACGACAACGCGCCCGUGUUCAGCCAGGCGGCCUACACCAUGCACGUGCGGGAGAACACGGCGCCCGGCACGGCGAUCGGCACAGUGCGCGCCGCCGACGCGGACGCGGAGCACAACGCCCGAGUGACCUACUCGCUCGUGCCCGCCGGCGCCGGCGCCGGGGCCCUGCCCGUGCUCGCCUACGUGGCGGUGAACUCGGCGGACGGCAGCGUGUACGCGCUGCGCUCCCUGGACUACGAGCAGACGAGGCAGCUGGAGGUGGGCGUGAGAGCGACGGACGCCGGGUCCCCGGCGCUCAGCUCCGAGGCCGUGCUGCGCGUCGUGGUGCUGGACGAGAACGACAACGCGCCCUUCGUGCUGCACCCGCUGCAGAACAGCACGGCGGCGUGGAGCGAGCUGGUGCCGCGCUCGGCCGAGCCGGGCUACCUGGUGACCAAGGUGGUGGCGGUGGACGCGGACGCGGGGCAGAACGCCUGGCUGUCCUACCAGCUGCUCCGCGCCACGGAGCCGGGGCUCUUCGCCGUGGCGCUGCACAGCGGCGAAGUGAGGACGAGCCGGCCGCUGACGGAGCGCGACACGGUGAAGCACAGGCUUAUUGUGCUCGUCAGGGACAGCGGGGAGUCGCCCCUGUCCUCCUCCGCCACCCUCAACAUCCUGCUCGUGGACGGCUUUUCCGACGCCUACCUGCAGUCCGCUGAUGCCGCCGCCGCCGCCGCCGCCGAAGGGGCCGACACAGGCGCUUUAACCAUGUACCUAACCGUCUCCCUGUGCCUCGUGUCCUUCCUCUUCCUGCUGUCCGUCGUGACAUUUGUCCUGCUCAAGGUGUGCCGGAGGAGAGGGGGCGGGGAGCAGUACACCAGUGCUCCCGGCACGUUGUAUGGCGACGGCAACUUGCCGAGAGACUGGGUGGAUGUGUCGGGGACCGGCACCCUGUCCAGGAGUUACCGAUACGAAGUGUGCUUGAGCACGGGGUCGGGGAGCAGCGAAUUCCGGUUUCUGAGGCCCCUCGUGCCCUGCCCUCCGCAGCAGGGGGGCUGCGUCGUGACGGGCUCCGGGAAGGAACGGGAUCUUCUCACCGACUCUCAUGCGCCCACCGACUUGGAAGGCGCCGACCAGGGAAACGACCACUAUCUUCAAAGGAUGCUCUCUGAGGCUGGAUCUGAACACGAAGGAAGAAAAAACUGAGGAAGAACCCCUCGAUUUGAGUCUAUUAUUAUAUUUGAUUAAUCUUGUGACUUUACUGUAAAGGUGGCACUUCGAGAAUACAUACAUCUCCAUAUUUGUGUGGAAAUGUUAACUUUUUUCCCUUUUUAGUUUUAUCUCUUCUUGCAAUAUAAAUAUUAUUUGUUCCUUUUUAUGUCUGUGCAUGUUUUGUUUGUAUGUUACAAAACGCCCAAAGGCAUACCUCCUCUUUCUUGUCUAUGUAAUAUUUUUGUAUACAAUCUCCACACUUUUUCAAUCCCUUGAAAGCUGGUGGGAAAUGUCAUGCUCUACUACCACUUACAUAAUUUUAUAGCAGAAACGUACAAAGAGACCACAACAUUUUCUCGCACUAGUAAGACAUUAAUAGAAAUAGAAGAAGGAAAUUAAUAUCAUUAUCAAUCCCUUAGGGUACUGUGACUUCUAUAUAAUAUUAUAUUGUUAUAUAAAAAAUUGGGUUUAUGUUUGCAUUGCGUUCAUUUUAUUCCCUGUACUUGAACUGGAUUUUAAUCGUGAGAUAAGAUACAACGUUUACUAUAUUCCUAUAAUAGUAUGGGGUUCACAGAUAAGCACAACACGUGUAAUUAUAAAUGUUCCAAUUUGUGCUUAUGAACUCCCAUUAAUACAUAUAUUACCAUCUAUCACUAAUAGAUAUUUGCUAUAAUACUAGUAAAGCACUGUCAGUAUGCUAAAAUGUAUGUAUUAUUUCAUAUAAAAAUAAAGGCAAUUGGAAUGUGAAUACAAAAGACCCUCUGAAAAUAGAAUAUUUCAC
Molecule: messenger RNA, 3316 nt
Organism: Alligator sinensis (Chinese alligator)
Lineage: Eukaryota; Metazoa; Chordata; Crocodylia; Alligatoridae
Product: protocadherin beta-16
Exons: 2
Coding region: 1-2529 (842 amino acids)
Biological process (GO): homophilic cell-cell adhesion
Cellular component (GO): plasma membrane
Molecular function (GO): calcium ion binding
Source: RefSeq, a predicted model, not a curated record